AUGAGCCGAGUGUCGGACUCACGCGUCGUCUCUAUUUUGUGCAACAAAAAGAUCAAAGACAUGCGAGUUGAGCUUAUACCCGAUCCCACUUUUCCUAUUUUAUACAUCAACAAAAAGACCAUUCAAGUUAUUCGCGCCUUCAUCACACUCUCCGUCAACAAAACUCUCUUCCCAAAAGAUUACAAGCCUUCCGAAGCAGAUCCCGAACAAGCAAAUAUGUUUGAGAUCAUAUACGACCACGAAUACAUUUUCAUAUGUAAAACCCACGCUGAGAUGAAGUAUUGGGUCGCACAGCUCUCGCCUUAUAUGAAGGCGUUUGGUGUUUUCCAAUACCCCAUCGAAGUCGCGAUAAAGAAGUCGCGCUGGCGUGUCCCCAAUGUAGUCUAUCGGUGUAUUGAAUUUAUGCAGAAGAAGAACGCAGACCAAUUGGAGGGCAUCUUUCGCAUCAACGCAAACAGUCGCAAAAUUCGUGAGCUCCGCGAACUCGUCGAGAACGACGCGGACUUGAAAUUCGACGAGAAGGAUGAGAUUAGCACUGCGUCGUCGUUUCUUAAACAGUACCUCCACGUCUUAGUUGUUCCUUUAAUCCCUCCGGAGUGGUUCCACGACUAUAUUAAUAUGCCAAGUGGUCUUCCAAACCCACGCGAGUUUGUUAAUAGUCUUCCGAAACACAAUCAAAACACUUUGUGGUACUUCUGUGAGUUUUUGCACCAAAUCAUAUUGAAAAAGGACAUCAACAAAAUGGACGAAACAAAUUUGGCGAAGUGCGUUGGACUUGUUGUCUGCGAAAAUCCACAAAACGGGAAAAUGAACGAACUCGUCUACACAAAAACGGCAAUCUCCACCUUCGAAUAUUUGUUGAGAAACCACGAGACAGCAUUCUGCGACGUCAAAAAGAGAAAUGAGGAACUCGGGGUCCAACCCCCAAGCUACCCCGCCUUUCAACCACUGAACCACCCACAAUAUGAUUUAUUGACUGAACAAAUUAAGAUGGAACUUGGCGACUGUAAAAAGCAAUGGAGACUUUCUGCGUCGUUUUUGGGAAGUUCUGGAGGAAAGAAAGUCAGUCGGGCGUCGUUCAGUUCAAUCUCUCUCGAUUUCUCAAAACAGAAAAACGACUUGUUCUCAACGUCAAUGAAGGAUUUGUCAAACUCACCAAAAAGUAAAGUCUCAAGAAAAGAAAGAGCAAAAACAAUGUUGGCAAAAAAGGAUGGAGGGAGACUGAAAAUUAAUAGUCUGACCGCGGGGGAAGGGGUACGAGUGCUCACCUCGAGUUCAGAAAUUAAAGACGAUAGCAGUCGGGGAAUAGUGGUGUCGGAGUUGACUCAAUAG
Entamoeba invadens IP1 is the source of this 1332-nucleotide messenger RNA. Its product is annotated as Rho GTPase-activating protein, putative. Bases 1 to 1332 code for a protein of 443 amino acids. The transcript has a single exon. Lineage: Eukaryota; Evosea; Mastigamoebida; Endamoebidae. Gene Ontology annotation, biological process: signal transduction; regulation of GTPase activity. The record is from RefSeq and is a predicted model, not a curated record. Gene Ontology annotation, cellular component: cytoplasm.